UCCUUAAAACUCUGCCGUUAAAAUGGGGGCGGGUUUUUCAACUCAAAAAGCGCUCAAUUUUUUUCUUUUCAAAAAAAGCUGAUGAGGUCGGAAAAAAGGGAGAAGAAACCGGCACCGUCUCUGCAGAGGCAACAGAAGCGGCAAUUGUCUCAGCGAAAAAAGCAAGGGAGGGAGGAAAGGAAAAGAGCAGAAAGGGGGACAACGCUCAAGCAGGGGUGAAGGAAGCAGGGACCGGCAAUUUGGGGGGACCAGCUACAAAAGAAACUGUCACUGGCAACGCUGUGGCUCAGGAGGAAGCAGUGCUGCCCAGCUCGGCUCCAGGGCACAGCGGGGACGGCCGCUGCCCUGUCGGCGGCACAGGCUAGGGGCACAGGCCGGGGGACCGCAAGGGGCUGGAGAAGUGGCACAGGGCGCCGAAGCUGCAGGGCUGUCGCCGAGAGGACGGCCGGCCUGCCUGCGCCCUGGAAUUGUGGCGACUCCCCAUACUCAGAGCUUGGCCUGCCUUUCCAAGACCCUCCUCAUCUCCAGAAGCCCCCCAAAAACUGGGAAAGGAAGGAAAGGACGGCGGCGGAGGGAGCUCGAUGAGUGCUUACACUCGAAAGCCUGAGCUCGCUCGGUCCUAGGCGGGAAGUUACCGGUGGGCUGCCCUGUGCAGCCGCGAUGCUGCCGCGAGCUGCCCCAGCGGCCUGGGUCCCAUAGGCGCUUCCCGCAUCGCUCUCCUCCUUCCUCAGGCUGCCGGGAGUACGGGACUCGGUGGAGCCGGCAUGACAAGGUUGUCGGGGUCCCGCCGCGCGUCCGGCAGCCUCCGGAGACGCGCUCCGAGCCGGGCUCCCACGGCCUCUGAGGCUCGGCGGAGCUGCGGCAGCCCGGCGGACGGACUCCGGAGCCUCCCCGCUCAGCGUUAGCCCGCGGCUCGGCCCAGACACGACUAAAGGCUCCUCUGGAGAAGUUGAGAGCACUGGGGAGUCGUUACGAACUGUAAUUUGAGGGCCACAGAACUGCUGCUCCCGUUUGCCUUUGGCGAUCAUCUUUAACCCCCCGGAGCACGUCAGCAUCCAGCCAUCGCGGCGCUCUCCUAGAGCGGAGGACUCAGGACUACCCCUUCGGCGAGACGGAUGGAAACUGAGCCCCUUCGAGGACCUGCCCCUGCAGUUCUGGCUCACGCGGCUCAAGUCACCAUCGUGAGCACGGGACCCUAAAGAAUGGCCGAGCCUUGGGGGAACGAGUUGGCGUCCGCCGCUGCCAGGGGGGACCUAGAGCAACUUACUAGUUUGUUGCAAAAUAAUGUAAACGUCAAUGCACAAAAUGGAUUUGGAAGGACUGCGCUGCAGGUUAUGAAACUUGGAAAUCCCGAGAUUGCCAGGCGACUACUACUUAAAGGUGCUAAUCCCGAUUUGAAAGACCGAACUGGUUUCGCUGUCAUUCACGAUGCAGCCAGAGCAGGUUUCCUGGACACUUUACAGACUUUGCUGGAGUUUCAAGCUGAUGUUAACAUCGAAGAUAAUGAAGGGAACCUGCCCUUGCACUUUGCUGCCAAAGAAGGCCACCUCCCGGUGGUAGAGUUCCUUGUGAAGCAUACGGCCAGCAAUGUGGGGCAUCGGAACCAUAAGGGGGACACCGCCUGCGACUUGGCCAGGCUCUACGGGAGGAAUGAGGUCGUUAGCCUGAUGGAGGCAAAUGGGGCGGGGGGAGCCGCGAAUCUGCAAUGAAUGUGGAGGGUUUUUCCGCAUUGCCUCUACUUUGUCAGUUAAUUGAUUGGCGUUCCUGACUCUUUUAAUGUCGUUUGUUAAAAUUCAGUUUUGUCCUAUUUUAAAGAGCUAGCUAAAUCUUCUGAGACUUCAUAAGUGGAAGCCUUACCACAGGUUCAUGAAUAUAUUUAAGCAACAUCUUUUUCACUUGCAAAAUCCUGAGUUCUAACGUGUAAUUGCAAAUAGCAUUGACUUUCUUCUGAAUAUUUUAUCUUUCCUUGACUUUCCUUGCUUUCCCCCUUUGCCAAUCUCAAUGCCCAGCUUGGAGACUUUGUUUUUAAAAUGGUUUGUCCUGAUGCUUUUUUUUUUUUUGCUUAAUUAAAACACUUUCUCAAAA
Cynocephalus volans (Philippine flying lemur) is the source of this 2085-nucleotide messenger RNA. It is a transcript of the gene CDKN2C, whose product is annotated as cyclin dependent kinase inhibitor 2C. Gene Ontology annotation, molecular function: cyclin-dependent protein serine/threonine kinase inhibitor activity; protein kinase binding. Gene Ontology annotation, cellular component: cytoplasm; nucleus. The record is from RefSeq and is a predicted model, not a curated record. The coding region runs from base 1203 to 1709 and encodes 168 amino acids. Gene Ontology annotation, biological process: negative regulation of cell population proliferation; regulation of cyclin-dependent protein serine/threonine kinase activity; regulation of G1/S transition of mitotic cell cycle. The transcript is spliced from 3 exons. Lineage: Eukaryota; Metazoa; Chordata; Mammalia; Dermoptera; Cynocephalidae.